UUCGUAUUUUCGUGCUGCUAACAGUCUACCAAUAAUGUCAUCAUCUACUGCAUCUGUGAACGGGCCUAGACGCCAGAUAAGUGAACGCGGAAAAGAGAUAAUAUAUCAGCUGCUGGCGGCUAGGAGGAGGAUUCAACAAUUAACAACUUAUAUAAAUAAUCUUCGGAUGAUAUACAAUAUGAGCGAUGAGCACAAAACCGCUAUGUAUCAAGCUGAACAAGAACGACAUAACGUGAUUGAUCAAGAGCAGAGAAUGGAAGUCAUACUAGUCAACCAAUUUGACUUGAGUGAUGCAAUAAUAAGAGAUAAUAUCGCUCUCCAGUCUUUGGUACCCGAGUACUUUUCAUAUUAGUGAUGAUCUACUAGUCAAUUGUUAGUAAUUAAUAAUGAAUAAGUGGAGUAGUGCAUUUAUUAAUUUUAUUAAUAUUGUAGCUCUAAAUAUUUUGAUUGAUUAUGAGUUUCAAUUUUAUGUUUACCAUCCACGACCAUUUAUAUGAAUAAGAGCAUGCAUUUCGUAUUAUCCGGUCUUGUUAAAUGUUU
This is a messenger RNA of Cuscuta europaea, 540 nucleotides long. NCBI's taxonomy places the organism in Eukaryota, Viridiplantae, Streptophyta, Magnoliopsida, Solanales, Convolvulaceae. The record is from the annotation of a GenBank genome assembly.